CCAACUGAGCAAAUACUUUGAAAGAUCACAAUGUCAAAGCGAGGACGCGGAGGUUCCGCCGGGAACAAAUUCCGUAUGUCACUGGGUUUACCGGUGGCGGCUACAGUCAACUGUGCCGAUAACACUAGAGCUAAGAACCUUUACAUAAUCUCAGUAAAGGGUAUAAAUGGUAGGUUGAAUAGGUUGCCAUCAGCUUGUAUAGGUGAUAUGGUGAUGGCUACUGUAAAGAAAGGGAAGCCUGAUUUAAGGAAGAAAGUUAUGCCUGCUGUUAUUGUUAGACAGCGCAAACCUUGGCGACGAAAGGAUGGUGUUUUCAUGUACAAGAUUGUUUAUCUUCAAUGUAAGGCUACACUUUUAUAUCCGUGGUCAGAUCUUGUUCAUUCCGAGCAUCAUAAGGCAGAUUAUAUCUUUGAGGUGGUGAAUUUUUCUUUUUGACAGUAGUGAUGCAGA
Molecule: messenger RNA, 450 nt
Organism: Nicotiana tabacum (common tobacco)
Lineage: Eukaryota; Viridiplantae; Streptophyta; Magnoliopsida; Solanales; Solanaceae
Source: RefSeq, a predicted model, not a curated record